This is a messenger RNA of Cladocopium goreaui, 2682 nucleotides long. NCBI's taxonomy places the organism in Eukaryota, Dinophyceae, Suessiales, Symbiodiniaceae. The record is from the annotation of a GenBank genome assembly.
AUGGCUGUUGAUGACGCCCAAAGGCGUGAAUUCUUGCAGAAGAACGUUACUGCUGAUCUUCAAUAUAUUUGGGACGAUUCAGAGGUGAGUUUAGACCUCCAACAUCGGCUGGGGCAACACUACAAAAACUUGAGGGUUUUCGUUGCAUUGGCGGAGAGUUCAACAGAACUGCGGGAGGCCCUCAAAGCUGACUUCCAGCUUGACGCAGCGCAAGGAGUUGGACAAAGGGCUGAGGUUGCCAGGGUUAUCUCAGCAUGGACAGCUGGGAAACAACUCUAUGACAAAGAAAAUGAGCUUCAAGCGGAGAGCAAAGUGAUGGGCCUCCCAAGAUCGCUCCAGCACAGUGAAAGGCUAGCUAUGCUUCGAGCGGUCGAGACAACUUUGGGCACGCUUUCAGAACAUGAUGUGCCCUCAAGUGAGUACUUAGCUUUGAAGGUAGAAGAAUGUGAAAAUGGGGAAGUGACAGCCGCUUCAUUGGAUGAAAUCACAAGCAAGGCCCACAAGAACACAGCAUCCUUGCAGACGUCACUGGAUACGUCGGGCCAUGUGCGGGUAGUAAAGACGAAAACGAAGGGCUCACUUCCUUCAAACACAGAAGAGUAUCGCCAAGCAAUGAAGUUGGAAGCAGUCACUUGGUUGUGUAUGGCAUCAAAAUUCAAGGCGAAGCAUUGGUUAGCUGGUUUGAAGAUGGACCACUUCCUCAAGUUUGUCGAUUACAUUCUUGGGGACCGAGUCAACGCAAUCAAGGUCCCUGUUGACAAUGGCCAACAGGCAGUCAAGCCCAAUUGGGCACUGGUGCUACAAUAUGAACACAGACUGCGCAGAGAAGCGAUGAAACUGGUGAAUCGUGCAGAGGCCACAAUGGCCGAGGCAUUGAUAAGGGUCACAAAGGACCCAGAUUUGAAGGAGGCAUUCUUCACCACACCUUUGGCUUUGACAACCACCGAGACUCCGCAGAAGUUUUCAAGGUUCAAUUCGAAGGGCAACAAUGACAACAGCUACAAAAGCAAAGGAAAGGGCAAAGGAAAGCAGUUUGGGAAGUCCGGUGGCAAAGGGGGUAAGUCGUAUGGCAAGGGCAAACAUGGAGCUGUGCCGGAAAGUGUGGCAGAGUACACGUAUGCAGAGUCAAGGGCUGCUAUGGUGACCACGCUGCACGAGAACACCAGAAAAUCACCAGCUCAGGGCACGUUGUCGCGCCUUGGGGACACCUGGACCACCACCUUUGAGGCCAGCACAGGAUCAACAACACCAACUCAAAAUUUGGAGGAGCCUACUAAGGCAAACCCACAGGCAACUUCAACUUUGAUGGAGCCCAUCGAAUCAAGCCCGCGGAUAUCAGAUGCAGUUGACAGCGAACUGGGUAAGGAGUCAGCACAGGAGACCAAUGAGGUGAAAGGCAACAGAGGGCUUGAUCUUCACAGGGGCCAACCUUUGAAGAUGGACUGGGCCGGCAAGUGUAAACCACUGGUGGAUGGCUUCGGUUUGUGCUCACCAACUUUGUGGGACCCUGCGGACCGUGGAGCACACCUCCAUCCGGAAGGGCAAGCAUUUUGCAAGUCGGAUUCCUUUUGGACUGGUGUGCCAGUGGGUUACGAUGAGCCCCUUCCUCGCACGCCGGAUGUCUUUCCCCGAAAGGAGAAAGUUAGACCCCUGGAUGAAUCAGAAUACAACAACUUGGCCGGUAACUAUCGUUCAGCUCGCGAGAUGUCGGAAGAGUUGGAGAAAAAGUUCCAGGAGGAGGAAGUUUGUUUCGUUGGUUAUUUGCUGGAUUACAGGGCCUGCCGGUUGGGCAUAACCCAACGUAGGGGAGCCUGGCUGGUUUCUUUCAUCGACGAGAUGUUCGCUUCAAAGGGCACGAUUUACAUGAGAAGGUUUAAUGAGUUCCUGGGCCGCCUUGGUUUCGUUUCCAGGGUACUUCUGUGGUUAAAGCCCUUCCUCGCACCUCUGUACUCCUGGAGUUCUGCCCUUGAUAGAGGCACGGUGGCCAAGUGCCCGAAGCUUGUGAUGUUGGUCCUGAGGUUCCUGCAAUUACAGUUGAAAGAUUGUGGCUACAUGCAUUCAUGCCUGCGGCCAGUGGUGCUUCCGCAGGAACUGUUCAGAACGGAUGCCAAAUGCGCCACUGGCAGGAUUGUAUUGGGGGGACACCAUUUAUUGACUGGUCAAUGGUUCUCCCUCACUCUGGUCGAAGCGGAUGUCCCCUACUUGUUCAAGAAGGACGGGGAGACGCAGUGGGCGUCUACCUCGGCGGAACUUCUGUCAGUUAUGGUCGCCCUAGUUUUAUUCGGGGUUUUGGAAGCGAGCAGCCCAGAACAUGUGGUUCCUUUGGUUAUCAGCGCAGGUACUGAUAAUUUGGCCAAUCAGUUCCUCCUGCGUAAGGGACUCACGACCAAGUGGCCCUUGUGCAUCAUCUACAUGCAGUUGACUGAGUUGCUGAUGACGAAGAAUGUCAGUGUGGAUUUGCGUUGGCGCCCUCGUGGCGAGAACACCCUAGCGGAUGCGCUUACAAAUGAAGAUUUUACUGGCUUUGAUUUGAGCAAACGAGUGGGCUGUAAAUGGGGAGAUUUUCGUUUUCAUCUCCUUUCUCUUCUUUGGGAAGAACGCGAAGGUUUCCUGGACAGAGAGAUGCUGCGGUCCACCGCGCAGAAUGUGAACCUGGGCAAAUUUGAGAAAUCUGAAUGGUGA